Phlebotomus argentipes is the source of this 5843-nucleotide messenger RNA. RefSeq names its product dual oxidase (gene Duox). Gene Ontology annotation, molecular function: peroxidase activity; heme binding; calcium ion binding. The record is from RefSeq and is a predicted model, not a curated record. NCBI's taxonomy places the organism in Eukaryota, Metazoa, Arthropoda, Insecta, Diptera, Psychodidae. Gene Ontology annotation, biological process: response to oxidative stress. Bases 333 to 4880 code for a protein of 1515 amino acids. The transcript has 12 exons.
GAAAAGGGGGCCCAGAGAGGGGAUCUCUUGGAGUUGCGAGUGUCGGAUUCUCCUCCAGAGACGGCAGUUGUGGAUGAAUCUCGAUCGUGACCGGACACUCAGCGUUCAACGGCGUGUUUUCUGUUUCUGGUUUCCCAAUAUACCUCUCUCUCUCGCUGUCGACCAAGAGGCAAAAGUGUUUGCUGACACCUUGAUGUGAAUGAGUGAGUGUGAAAUGGUGUCCACGGAAGCGUGAUCUCCAUUAAUUGUGAUUAGGGCUGCUCGUCCACGUGAACUCCAUCGCGGAGACAGUGCAAGAUUUUGGUGGUGACACACAAGAUAAUGCUGUAAAGAUGAAUAAUGUGUUGCUGGUUGUUUUUCCAUGGCGAAGAAGAAGACCCGUUUGGCCACUUCUCCUGGCAACACUUGCCAUCUUAGUCACAUCGAUCAGUGGAAAUGAAGAAGAAAAAAUCCUGAGUCACACCGAAAAGCAGCGAUACGAUGGAUGGUACAAUAACUUGGCACAUCCCGAUUGGGGUUCUGUUGAUACUCACCUGGUGAGAAAGGCUCCGUCUGCUUAUUCGGAUGGUGUCUACGCACUGGCCGGCGCCAAUCGGCCAUCUCCAAGAAGACUGAGUAGGUUAUUUAUGCGUGGCGUCGAUGGAUUAGCCUCCAAGUCAAAUAGAACGGCGAUUUUGGCUUUCUUCGGCCAAGUCGUUACCAAUGAAAUCGUGAUGGCUUCGGAGUCGGGCUGCCCAAUUGAGAUGCACCGCAUUGAGAUUGAGAAAUGUGAUUAUAUGUAUGACAAGGAGUGUCGAGGCGACAAGUACAUUCCAUUCCAUCGGGCGGCGUACGACAGGGACACCGGCCAGAGUCCCAAUGCGCCGCGAGAGCAGAUCAACCAGAUGACGGCCUGGAUUGAUGGCAGCUUCAUUUACAGCACUUCCGAAGCGUGGCUCAAUGCCAUGCGAUCCUUCCACAACGGCACCCUGCUCACCGACCACACAGGCCAGAUGCCCGUGAGGAACACCAUGCGCGUGCCACUGUUCAACAAUCCCGUGCCGCAUGUCAUGAGAACGCUCAAUCCAGAGCGACUCUUCUUACUCGGAGAUCCGCGAACAAACCAGAACCCAGGGCUUCUCUCGUUCGCCAUCCUAUUCUUCAGGUGGCACAAUGUGUUGGCGCGCAGGAUCAAGAAGCAACAUCCUACGUGGACGGAUGAGGACAUUUUCCAGCGCGCUCGAAGGAUUGUCAUUGCUUCUCUGCAGAAUAUCAUCCUCUAUGAGUACCUUCCAGUUUUCCUGGACGUCGAGAUUCCGCCCUACAAGGGUUACCUGCAAGACACGCAUCCUGGCGUUAGUCACAUGUUCCAAUCAGCGGCUUUCCGCUUCGGUCACACCAUGAUUCCUCCUGGCUUCUAUCGUCGCGAUGGGAAAUGCAAGUAUCGCACCACUGCUAUGGGUUAUCCUGCUGUGAGAUUGUGCACGACUUGGUGGGAUUCGAACGAAGCUCUGUCCAUCACCAGCAUUGAGGAGAUCCUCAUGGGUCUCUCAUCGCAGAUCGCUGAGCGGGAAGAUGCUGUCCUGUGCACGGAUGUCAGGGACAAGCUAUUCGGCCCGAUGGAGUUCACCAGAAGAGACUUGGGUGCUUUGAAUAUCAUGCGCGGGAGAGACAAUGGAUUGCCCGACUACAACACUGCGAGGGCGGCUUUCAAGCUGCCGAGAGUGAAGGAGUGGAAAGACAUCAACCCCCAGUUCUUCGAGAAGCACCCGGAAGUGAUGGGACUGCUCGUGUCGGCGUACAGCAAUCGCCUGGACAAUGUGGAUGUGUACGUGGGUGGAAUGCUGGAGUCAGAUGGAAAGCCCGGCGAACUCUUUUCAGCCGUGAUAGUUGAGCAAUUCACGAGAAUUCGAGAUGCUGAUCGUUUCUGGUUUGAGAAUGAAGAAAAUGGAAUUUUCACAGCAGAAGAGAUUGCAGAACUGAGGAAAAUCACUCUGUGGGACAUUAUUGUGAAUGCCACGGACAUCAAACCGGAUGAGAUUCAGAGGAACGUCUUCAAGUGGGUUACAGGAGAUCCUUGUCCUCAGCCCAUGCAAUUGAAUGCGUCUGAAUUGGAGCCUUGCAGUUAUCUCCAGGGCUUCGAUUACUUCUCCGGCAGCGAACUCACUUUUAUAUAUGUGUGUGUCUUCCUGGGUUUCGUGCCUAUCCUCUGCGCUGCAGCCGGAUAUGGGGUUGUGAAGCUGCAGAACAGCAAGAGGAGGAAGCUGAAGAUACGCCAGGAGACACUCCGCAACAAGGCCAACCAUAAGGGAUCUGUGGACAAAAUGAUCGCUCGCGAGUGGCUCCAUGCGAAUCAUAAGCGUCUCGUUACGGUGAAAUUUGGCCCAGAAGCCGCGAUCUACACAGUAGAUCGCAAAGGUGAAAAACUACGAACGUUCAAUCUGAAGAAUGUGGAUUUAGUCACAGUGGAGGAAUCCCAGUCUAACUACUCCCAAAAGAGACCAUACAUUCUCCUGCGAGUGCCAAAUGAUCACGAUCUCGUCCUGGAGCUGGAGUCAAUCACUCAGCGCAGGAAGUUCGUGAAGAAACUCGAAGACUUCCUCAUUUUGCAUAAGAAGGAACUGGCAAUAACUGAGGCCAAUCGCGAUAUAAUGCUUGCGAAGGCGGAAACCAGGGAGAGACGUCAGAAGCGACUUGAGUACUUCUUCAGGGAAGCAUAUGCUUUAACAUUUGGCUUGAAGCCAGGAGAACGGCGUCGUCGCUCAGAUGUCUCAUCGGACGGAGAAGUGAUGACUGUGAUGAGAACCAGCCUCUCCAAGGCUGAAUUCGCCUCGGCUCUGGGCAUGAAAUCCGACGAUAUGUUUGUGAGAAAGAUGUUCAACAUCGUGGACAAGGAUCAGGAUGGACGAAUCUCCUUCCAGGAAUUUCUCGAGACCGUGGUGCUUUUCUCACGUGGCAAAACGGAGGACAAGCUCCGCAUCAUCUUCGACAUGUGCGAUAAUGACCGCAAUGGUGUGAUUGACAAGGGAGAGUUGAGUGAAAUGAUGAGAUCCCUCGUGGAGAUUGCGCGCACCACAAGUCUGGGUGAUGAUCAGGUGACGGAACUGAUUGAUGGCAUGUUCCAAGAUGUUGGCCUGGAGCACAAGAAUCACCUGACAUACCAAGACUUUAAGCUGAUGAUGAAGGAGUACAAGGGAGAGUUUGUGGCCAUUGGACUGGAUUGCAAGGGGGCCAAACAGAACUUCCUGGACACGUCCACCAAUGUUGCCCGCAUGACUUCCUUCCACAUUGAGCCAAUGAUGGACUCACGGCGCCAUUGGUUACUCGAGAAGUGGGAUUGCUACACGACAUUCCUGGAGGAGAAUCGCCAGAACAUCUUCUACCUGUUCUUGUUCUACGUGAUCACCAUUGUGCUGUUCGUUGAGCGAUUCAUUCACUACUCCUUCAUGGCGGAGCACACGGAUUUGAGGCACAUUAUGGGAGUGGGAAUUGCGAUCACGAGAGGCUCAGCGGCUUCGCUGUCCUUCUGCUACUCUCUUUUGCUCCUCACGAUGUCUAGAAACCUGCUGACGAAGUUGAAGGAAUUCCCCAUUCAACAGUACAUUCCUCUGGACUCUCACAUUCAAUUCCACAAGAUCGCUGCGUGCACUGCCCUUUUCUUCUCUCUGCUUCACACCGUGGGUCACAUUGUGAACUUCUAUCACGUGUCCACGCAGAGCAUAGAGAAUCUUCGCUGCCUCACACGUGAAGUUCACUUUACCUCAGACUACAAACCCGACAUCAGCUUCUGGCUCUUCCAGACCGUCACUGGCGUCACUGGUGUGAUCCUCUUCAUCACCAUGUGCAUCAUAUUUGUCUUUGCUCAUCCCACGAUCAGGAAGAAGGCGUAUAAGUUCUUCUGGAACAUGCACUCGCUCUUCGUGCUACUGUACAUUCUCUGCCUCAUUCACGGACUGGCCAGACUCACAGGACCGCCGAGGUUCUGGCUGUUCUUUAUCGGUCCCGGGGUGGUUUACACGCUGGACAAGAUCGUGUCUCUGAGGACAAAGUAUAUGGCGUUGGAUGUGAUGGAGACGGAUCUGUUGCCGUCGGAUGUGAUCAAGAUCAAAUUCUAUCGGCCACCCAAUCUGAAAUACCUCUCUGGACAGUGGGUGAGACUCUCCUGCACAGCCUUCCGGCCUCACGAGAUGCACAGCUUCACCCUCACCUCGGCUCCGCACGAGAACUUCCUCAGUUGUCACAUCAAGGCUCAGGGCCCGUGGACGUGGAAGCUGCGCAACUACUUCGAUCCGUGCAACUACAACCCCGAGGAACAGCCGAAGAUUCGCAUUGAGGGACCCUUCGGCGGCGGAAAUCAGGAUUGGUACAAAUUCGAGGUGGCCGUGAUGGUGGGCGGCGGCAUCGGCGUCACUCCCUAUGCGUCCAUCCUCAACGAUUUAGUCUUCGGCACCAGUACAAAUCGCUACUCUGGCGUGGCCUGCAAGAAAGUCUACUUCCUCUGGAUCUGCCCGUCGCACAAGCACUUCGAGUGGUUCAUCGACGUGCUGCGCGAUGUGGAGAAGAAGGAUGUGACGAAUGUCCUCGAGAUCCACAUCUUCAUCACGCAGUUCUUCCACAAAUUCGAUUUGAGAACAACAAUGCUGUAUAUCUGCGAGAAUCACUUCCAGCGCCUAUCGAAAACGUCCAUGUUCACGGGUUUGAAGGCUGUUAAUCACUUUGGGCGCCCAGAUAUGUCGAGUUUUCUCAAAUUUGUACAAAAGAAGCAUUCUUAUGUGUCGAAAAUUGGUGUCUUCUCCUGUGGACCACGUCCGCUCACGAAAAGUGUCAUGUCUGCCUGUGAUGAGGUCAAUAAGGGCCGCAAACUGCCCUACUUCAUUCACCACUUUGAGAAUUUUGGUUAGUGUUGUUGUGCAAGUAAUUAGGUAUGUUUUUUUUCCAUUGAUCGCAGUAAAUUUUAGGAAUGAUGUGUUUAUAAAAUUAGGAGAUUUAGAGAUGAAGAAGCAACGAUUUUUUUUGUAUAAAUUCCUCAAUUUAAUUUAUUUCUUUUUUAUGGCAAUUUUUACAUUUAUCAAUUACGUUAAUUUGUAGUUAUUGCUAUUAGGUUUACAUUUGUAAUUUUUUUUUAUAUAGACAACGCUGUAAACAAACGAAUCGAAUGAUUUUUAUUAAAGUGAGGAGAGUUGAAGCGAAAGAAGAUUGAGUGCAUGUUUUCUUCUCUCUUCUGAUAUGCUCGGGAUUUAUGAUGCUAAAUUGAUCAUUAAUAGCAGCUGAAGAAGCGCGCAAAAUCACCUGUUUUGAGAAGCAACAUUGCGGGCUAUACGAUCCGCGAGCGAGACUAUCAUAUAUUAAUAUGUAACUAUUCAGGCCAUGGACGGACAAACAUUAUUUAAUGGCAUGUUGAAUGCUUUUUACACACACUUUAUUCGCCAAUAAUAAUUAUAAAUAUGGGAUAUUUAAUAACUAAAUGCAUAAUGCUAUGAUGCUUCUUUCGCGCUGAUGCUUCACGUCUGGAGAGAAAAAAAAAAAUCUCUUAAACGAAUUCCACAAGCACAGUGAAUGAUUGAUGAAUGAGAGGCUUUUUUGCCCACCAAAAUAUUCCACACAAGUGUCGUGGCAUAAAGGUAGUUUUCAGUGAAAGUUUGGCGCCGCCACGAGGAGAAGGAAUAAAAACUUGGUCGAUUGAAAGUGGAAGAAAAAAAGAAUGGCGCACACAAAAGAAAACACUCCAUUUGAGCUGUUAUAUUGAGAACUGAGAAAAAUCAUUCCGCCAAUACGCUAAUUUAUCACAUCACAAAAAGUGUCUUGUAUCGCAUUGCGUCGCUUUGCCUUUUUUUGUGAACUGCCUCUGAGCUAAUAUAUGGAAU